Molecule: messenger RNA, 1237 nt
Organism: Cryptomeria japonica (Japanese cedar)
Lineage: Eukaryota; Viridiplantae; Streptophyta; Pinopsida; Cupressales; Cupressaceae
Product: early nodulin-like protein 18
Exons: 2
Coding region: 51-1100 (349 amino acids)
Cellular component (GO): plasma membrane
Molecular function (GO): electron transfer activity
Source: RefSeq, a predicted model, not a curated record
UGCAUGCUAUUUAUGCUUCAGAUUUUGAAAGUCGUUGAUUGAGAUAAAAAAUGGGAAGAGCUUGGAAUCUGGUGUUUUUCCUUUUGGUGUGGAUACAGAGUGUUGUGGGUUACCAGUUCGUGGUAGGAGGAUCAAAGGGCUGGACCUUGCCAUCACCUUCGGACAAGGAGUCAUAUAACCAGUGGGCCGGGAGAAAUCGCUUCCAAAUUGGGGACACACUCUUGUUCAAAUAUGAGAAUACGGUGGAUUCUGUUGCACAAGUGAGGCAGGAAAGCUAUAACGAGUGCAACACAUCAGACCCCAUCGCGUCCUACACGGAUGGAAACACGGUGUUCAAAUUCCCGAUUAAUGGCCCGUUUUACUUCAUAAGUGGGAACCAGAGCAGGUGCCAAUUGGAGGAGAAGCUCAUUGUGGUUGUUUUGGCUCCAUGCCAUAUGGGCAAGGGCAAAAAUUGCAAGCCUAAUUCUGCACCCUCACCCUCUUCACCUCUCCCUACUCCAUCUCCAUCUCUAUCUCCUUCUCCUCUGGGUUCAUCUCCAUCUCCCUCUCCAUCUCCAAUGGGUCUGUUUCCGUCUCCAUCUCCCUCUCCAACUCCAAUGGGUUCAUCUCCAUCUCCAUCUUCAAUGGGUCCAUUUCCAUCUCCCUCUCCAACUCCAAUGGGUUCAUCUCCAUCUCCAUCUCCCUCUCCAACAUCUCCAUCUCCAUCUCCAACUCCAAUGGGUUCGUCUCCAUCUCCUUCCCCAAUUCCUAUAGAUUCGUCUCCAUCUCCCUCUUCAUUUCCAUCUCCCUCUCCUCUCACUAGUCCAACUUCAUCUCCAUCUUCAUCCCUAUCUCCAUCUCCAUCGACCAGUCCAAUUUCAUCUCCAUCUUCAUCUUCAUCUCCAUUUCCAUCUCCUUCUCUGAACAGUCCGACCUCACCUCCAUCUACAACAGAUCCUCCUCCUCCUCCUCCUUCAGAUAGUCCAAGAGGUUCAUCUGCUCCUCCUCUAGGAGAAAAUUCCAAUUCUCCUUCUGCCUCUUCCACUAUUCUUCCUUUGUCAAAUCUCAUCAUCCCUCUUCUCUUUGCGAUUUUGAUAAAUACUAAAUUUUUUAUCAUAUAAAAAAGAGAACCCAAUAAUUGAACAUCCAUAUAUAGAAACUAUUGAUCAUUUAUGUGUGAUCUCAGCAUACAUUCAGAGCUUUAUUACAUUAUUAUUCAUUAUUAGCAAUAUGUAAGAGCACUGGUUAUGCUCACUGC